Messenger RNA from Hippocampus zosterae (dwarf seahorse), 4112 nucleotides. Its product is annotated as polyamine-transporting ATPase 13A3-like. The transcript is spliced from 32 exons. Gene Ontology annotation, molecular function: P-type transmembrane transporter activity; ATP hydrolysis activity; ATP binding. The record is from RefSeq and is a predicted model, not a curated record. Gene Ontology annotation, biological process: intracellular calcium ion homeostasis; polyamine transmembrane transport. Bases 93 to 3854 code for a protein of 1253 amino acids. NCBI's taxonomy places the organism in Eukaryota, Metazoa, Chordata, Actinopteri, Syngnathiformes, Syngnathidae. Gene Ontology annotation, cellular component: late endosome membrane.
CAUGAGAGAGAGAGAGAGAAAAAUCCGGAUUUGUGUCUCUUGAAGCAUGCAGUGUAAAUCCAACCUUAGAGGUGUGUCCUGCUCAUUAAGAAAUGCGAAUAACCGCAGACGUUUGCCAGAAGAGAAAUGUAGAGCAACAGGUACGCUCAUUCAAUUCUGCGUAUGGAAAAAGGAGUCCUCCCUGGCCAAAUAACCGCUCUUUUGUCAGCAUGGAGACCAGAGAAACGACGUUAAUAAAUCAAGGCCUGGAAGAUGAAAUGGAGGUGUGGGGUUACCGGCCCUGCCUGUGGAAAAUGAUCCUGGUGGGCGUUGGUGCCGUUUGCUCUGGCGGUCUCCUGCUGCUGCUGCUCUACUGGUUGCCCGAGUGGGGGGUCAAAGCCACCUGCACGCUCAGCUCACUGAGGGAAGCGCACACUUUGCUACUCCGGACGACGGAUGAUUUCCGGCAGUGGGCUCGUGCCAAAGUACAUGUGAUGUUGGCUCCAGGGAAGACCCCCUUUGAUAGUGCGGAGCAUCGGCCCACAGCUCACUUACUGAACGAGGAUGACCACCGCUACCACCAAAGCCUCAUUGCUGAACAGAAGGAACCAAAUGGGAAAUUCUACCAUGGACAGUCUGCUAACAUUGUCCACUACUUUACUUUCCACAGCAUCAGAUACUACUGGAAUGAAGGCACGCAGGACUUUGAAAUAUUUAAGGGCUUGGAGGACACCAAGGUGAGCUGCGCCGACAUUCACAGAGACCACAGCUAUGGACUCACCGCCGCAAUACGAGACCACAGGGCUUUGUUUUUCGGCAAGAACGAGAUUGACGUACAAGUGCCAUCUUUAUUCAGACUCUUUAUAAAAGAGGUCUUGAACCCAUUUUACAUCUUCCAGCUCUUCGCUAUUGUUCUGUGGGCUGUUCAGGGCUAUUUCCAUUAUUCCCUCAGCGUGUUAUUCUUUUCGUUCAUUUUAAUAGCUGCCUCUUUGUACAGCAUAAGAAAGCAAUAUGCGAUACUGCAUAACUUGGUGGUCGCACACAGCAUGAUGCGAGUUUCAGUCUGCAGAAGAAGCAAAGAUGUUGAACAGGUCAUGUCGACCGAGCUGGUGCCCGGUGAUGUCAUCACGAUUCCAGCCAAUGGGAUGAUCAUGCCAUGUGACGCCGUGCUUAUCCGCGGCACCUGCAUUGUGAACGAGAGCAUGUUGACAGGAGAGAGCGUACCUGUUACCAAGACCAGUUUGCCGAGUUCGGGCGAUGACGCAGAGAGGAUCUACUCCACCGAGGAACACAAGCGACACACCCUCUUCUGCGGCUCGCAUGUCAUCCAGAGCCGUUACUAUGGCGGCAAGCUGGUGAAGGUGGUCGUGGUCAGAACAGGCUUUUGUACAGAAAAGGGCCAGCUGGUGCGCUCCAUCCUCUACCCUAAGCCCACCAACUUCAAACUGCACCGCGACGCCACACAGUUCCUCAUGUGCAUGGUGGUGUUGGCAGUGCUCGGUUUCUUCUACGCCAUCGUUGUCGACGUCAUAUUGGGGGUUUCCGCCGAGGCCGUCAUCUACGACGCUCUGAACAUCACUCUUAUUGCCGUGCCCCCAAUCAUACCGGUGGCGCUGACUGCCGGGCUGAUGCACGCCCAACGUCGCAUGAAGCGACUCGGCAUCUUUUGCAUCAGUCCGCAGAGGAUCAACAUCUCCGGGCAGCUCAACUUGGUCUGCUUUGACAAGACGGGCACUCUCACGGAAGACUGUUUGGACCUGUGGGGUGUUCAGAGGGCUGAAGAUGGCAUUUUUUUAGCGCCGGACACUCGGAUAUCGACGGAGACUUCUUUUGCCGCCUGCAUGGCAACUUGCCACUCCUUGAUCACCAUAGAAGGCAAACUCUGUGGGGACCCCUUAGACGUCAAGGUGUUCGGCGCCACCGGCUCGAUUCUUGAGGAGGCAACUGAAUACCAGGCUGCGCUUUACAAUGCCAGAAUUUCCACUGUUGUUCAAUUUCCAGAUCGGUCGUGUGAGUUUGGCAUUGUGCGCCAGUUCCCCUUCUCCUCGGCGCUGCAGAGGAUGAGCGUGGUGGUCAGGCAGCUGGGACAAAACCACUUUGACGCCUACUUGAAAGGAGCGCCGGAGACGGUGUCCAAUCUCUGCAAACGGCACACAGUCCCGCAGAAUUUCAAAGAGACACUCGAGACUUACACGCGGCAGGGCUUCAGGGUUAUCGCUCUGGCACAUCACCGACUGGACUCUGAACUCCCAUGGCUACAAAUCCAGAGCCUCAGCCGGGAGCAGAUCGAGACCAACAUGGACUUCCUUGGUUUAAUCGUCAUGCAGAACAAAAUCAAAGAACAGACCGCCGGCGUUUUGCUGGAUUUGCGACAAGCCAACAUUCGAACUUUAAUGGUUACAGGUGACAACAUGUUGACGGCAAUAUCGGUGGCUCGAGACUGCGGAAUGAUUCGAGGCCAUGAGAAAGUCAUUAUUGCCGAUGCCGUGCCUCCUAAUGAUCGAAACCCCGCCGCCAUAACGUGGCGCUACUCCGAGAACCCGCUUCUGAAAAGCAAUCAGACCACCAAGAUCAAUUUUGGAUUGCACAGUGAGAAAGACCCUGGCUAUCACUUCGCUGUGAGCGGCCAAGCCUUCAAUGUCAUCACUGAGCACUUUUCACACCUCGUCCCAAAGUUCCUCCUGAGAGCCACCGUGUUUGCCCGCAUGACUCCAGACCAGAAGACUCAGCUGGUGCAAGCCCUGCAGAGCAUCGAUUACACUGUCGGGAUGUGUGGAGAUGGCGCGAAUGACUGUGGGGCAUUGAAGAAAGCUCACAGCGGGGUGUCUCUUUCUGAUCUGGAGGCCUCUGUGGCUUCCCCCUUCACCUCUUCCAUCCCAAACAUCUCCUGCAUUACCAACCUCAUCAGGCAAGGCCGCGCUGCUCUUGUCACCACUUUCUGCGUGUUCAAAUUCAUGUCGCUCUUCAGCCUCAUCCUCUUCUGCGGAGUCAUUCUGCUUUACACGGUUGUCAGCAAUUUUGGAGACUGGCAGUACCUUUUAACUGACACUGUCAUGCUUUCUCUAAUCAUCUUUACCAUGAGUCUGAACCCAGCGUGGAAAAAGUUGUCGCGACGCACCCCCCCAACCAGUCUGAUGUCCAUCCCGGUGCUCUGCUCAAUUCUAUUUCAGAUGCUCAACUGCCUACUCUUUCAGAUUUUUACUUUCUUCUUAGUGCAGCAACAGAGUUGGUAUCGGACUCCUCAGGAAAUUCACUGCAACGACUCCAGAUUCAGUGACACCUGCGGCUUCAACAAAACCGAAGCCGGAGUCCUCUAUAUCAUCACCAAUUAUGAAAACACCUCCCUCUUCUACGUUUCUGCUUUCCAGUACUUGAUUGUCGCCAUUGUCUUUGCGAAAGGAAAACCCUUCAGACAGCCGAGCUAUAAAAACUGGUCAUUCGUGUUAACCUGCACUGUUCUGUAUGGUUUUAUCCUGUUCAUCAUGCUGAAUCCCAUCCCUGCUGUUGAUGAGCUGAUGGAGAUUGCGACCGUUCCCUACGACUGGCGCAUCACACUCCUCAUCAUUAUUUUAGCGCAUGCUGUUCUGUCUUUCAUCCUGGAGAAUCUGAUCCUCGACGCUCUAUGGAAGUUUUUUCCAACCAAGCCGAGUGUAAAGUGGACCAGCAACCGACACGCUGCUAAUACAACACAGUUGGCGAAGGAAUUUUGGGGCCUGGCCUUCCUCUCCAGGAUGUUCUCUCACAAAAACCGGCCCCCGAAGACGAAAUACAAAUAUCUGGCUCUGAAGCUCCAGGAGGAGGUUGACUGGCCUCCCGCACCCUCCACCAUCACCUAUGCCGGCACAACUCAGUACCACAUAUCGAUGCCAUUUUGACACCAACGCUGACAAGAAUAUCCUCCAACAAGUGGCCUUCCUUCCACUAGAUGCCGUGCCUCACUUGGUGCUUUAGAUUGCUUCUGUUUUUUUUUUUUUACUUGGAGAUGGAUAGACAGUAGAAAGGGAAAAAAAAGUACAUCGAACUGAACAUUGAAGGACUUUGGAAGCCGUUUUUGGAGUACAUCUGUGAUUUCAGACUCACCCAGAAGCCGAGACUUGAUUUAGACUUUUUACGUUAAAGAACAUUUGUAACAA